AUGAGUGGCAGGUGGGGCCGCCGAGGACACCGGCCACUCCGCCGGGAGGCCAGGACACACGUGAAGGAGCCCGCGAGCACGGGGCAGGCCGCCAACACGCUGCAGGAGCGGCGGACAGGCUUCGCUCCGGGUCUGUGGACGCCAGAAGCCCUGGGCACAGGACACGUGAAGGAGACCAAGCCCCAACGAAUCGUCCCGUCGCUCGAACGCAGGGAGAAAAGGAAAUUCCGCACAGAAGCCAGGGCGGGGACGGGUUGUCUGAGGAUGAACACGCACGACACAGCGGCCGACGAUUUUGCCAGAAACCACGCAACGCUGGAGGGAGCAGAGGACGUGAGGACGCAGAGUGGCACGGCCGCUCUGCGGGGACAGUUUGCCGGGUCCCGAAAAAGUCAGCCGGACACCAGCCAUACACUCCAGUCGCACCACGCCCGGGCAGCUUCCCCAGAGAAAGGGGAGCCCACGCUCGCGGCGAUCCGAUCCCCACCAGCAGCCAGGGCCCUCUCGGCCCCUCCUGCACCUCGUGCCCCGUCGGAAACUCUGCAAGCGUCAGGCUCCGGGGGAGACCCCACGGGCCACCACCACCUGGCCACCUGCUCCCAGGGUCCCACGGACGGCGGCCUGGGUCUCCCCACCCUGCAAACGCCCCUCACCGGCCACCCGAGUGGCCAGGCCCACUCGGAAGACAGAGACAGCCCAGAUAACGCCCAGCCCGGCUUGUGCGGGCACCCAGGGGCUGGGCCUGACCCUCAGGGGGAGUCGCAGGAGGGGCUGGGCCAGGCCCCCAGCCCCUCGGUCCUGCCCCUGACGCCAGGGGUCCAGAAUGUCCGCUCUGCACCCGGCAGUGGGAUGCCACGCGGGCCGCACGCGCCAGCGCAGGCAGUCCUCUCAGCCUCCCCGACGGCUCCGACGGGGAUUAGUGGGGCCAAGCCUCAGGGUGUGAAGGCCUACCGGCCCUUCCCCAAGGAGGUCACGCCUGACAGGCGGGGCCCAGAGGGGUGGGCCGACCCGUGUGCACUCUGGUGCCUCUGUACACGGGAGUCCAGCAAACCCAGGGUCUUGGGGGCUUCCCGCCUGGGACGAGCCCAGUCAGGAGCUUUCUGGAAGCACCUGCCAGCAGUAAAGGCCAACGUCCUCAUGCAGGCUCUCGGUCCCAAGCGAAGGGGAAGGCGGACGGUGCCAUCACUGACCACCAUCCCCAUCCACACAGGUCUAAAUGAAACCUCCUCUGUGCACCCAGGCCUCUGGAGGCUGCAGGACUCCCCACCCGCAGCUCCAGACAAGGGUCAGUGCUCCACAUGGGGGGCCGGCCACUUCUCCACUUUCGACGGCCAUGUGUAUGACUUCCCGGGAACCUGCAACUACAUCUUUGCAGCCAUCUGCAAGGACGCACCAUCCACCUUCAGUGUCCAGCUACGGCGCGGGCCCAGCGGGAACAUCUCCCGGGUCAUUGUGGAGCUGGGGGCCUCGGUGGUCACCGUGCAGAAGGCAGUCAUCUCCGUGAAGGAUGUGGGGGUCGUCAGCCUACCCUACACCAGCAACGGGCUCCAGAUCACACCCUUUGGCCAGAGCGUGCAGCUGGUGGCCAAGCAGCUAGAGCUGGAGCUGGUGGUCAUGUGGGGCCCGGGCAGUCACCUCCUGGUGCUGGUGGAGAAACGGCACAUGGGCAAGCUGUGUGGUCUCUGUGGGGACUUCAAUGGCAAGCAGACCGACGAGUUCCUGAGCGAGGAAGGCAAACUGCUGGAACCGCACACGUACGCUGCCCUCCAGACACUGGAUGACCCCAGCGAGAUCUGCACCUACGUGCCCGUCACCAGCCCCCAGGUCCCACAGGCAGAGCACGCCCAGACUUGCACUGAGCUGCUGACCCAGGUGGCCCCCGAGUGCAACGUGCCCAGAGAGCCAUUCGUGCUGAGCUGCCAGGCGGACAUGGCCGAGUGCGUCCUGCCAGGCCAGCGGAACUGCAGCUGCGCCACGCUGUCCGAGUACUCGCGCCAGUGCCGCAUGGCGGGCCAGGCUGUCAGAAAGUGGCGGGGCCCUGGCCUCUGCUCUGUGGGCCCAUGCCCGGCCAACCAGGUGUACCAGGAAUGCGGCGAGGCCUGCAUCAAGACCUGCUCCAACCCACAGCACACCUGUUCCAGCUUCUGCACCUUUGGCUGCUUCUGUCCCGAAGGGAUGGUUCUUGAUGACGUCUCCAAAAACCACACCUGUAUGCCCGUCACCCGGUGCCCCUGUAUGCUCAACGGGGUGGUCUAUGCCCCUGGGGAGGUCGUGACAGCCGCCUGCCAGACCUGCCACUGCACCAUGGGCCACUGGACGUGCACAGAGCAGCCCUGCCCCCGGCGCUGCUCCCUAGAAGGCAGCUCCUUUGUGACCACGUUCGACGCCCGGCCCUACCGCUUCCACGGCACCUGCACCUACAUCCUCCUCCAGAGCCCGCAGCUCCCCGAUGGGGGCUCCCUCGUGGCCUCGUACGACAAGUCUGGGUACUCUCACUCGGAGACGGCCCUAGCUGCUGUCAUCUACAUAUCCAGAGAGGACAAAAUCGUGAUUUCUCGGGACGAGGUCCUCACCAACAACAGGAACACCAAGUGGCUACCAUACAAGACUCGCAACAUCACCGUCUUCAGGCAGACGUCCACCCACCUCCAGAUGACCACCACCUUUGGCCUGGAGCUUGUGAUCCAGCUAGAGCCCGUGUUCCAGGUGUAUGUCACUGUCGGGCCCCAGUUCAGAGGACAGACCAGAGGUCUCUGUGGCACCUUCAAUGGGGACACGACAGAUGACUUCAUGGCCAGCACGGGCAUCGUGGAGGGCACCGCCUCGCUCUUCGUGGACUCCUGGCGGACAGGGAACUGCCCGGCCUCGUUGGAGCGCGAGACAGACCCCUGCUCCAUGAGCCAGCUCAACAAGGUGUGUGCAGAGACCCAUUGCUCAGUGCUGGUGAGGGACAGCACAGUGUUCCAGAGGUGCCACGCCACGGUGAACCCCAGGCCCUUCUACAAGAGGUGCGUGUACCAGGCCUGCAACUAUGAGGAGACCCUCCCACACGUGUGCGCCGCCCUGAGUGACUAUGCCCGCAUGUGUGCCACACACGGCAUCCUGCUGAGGGACUGGAGGAGCAGUGUGGACAAUUGCACCACCCCCUGCACGGGCAACCAGACAUUCGGCUAUGACAUCCGGGCCUGCGGCCGCACGUGCCUAUCAUUGUCUGACCGCGCCACCGAGUGCCAUCUGAGUGCCGUGCCCGUGGACGGCUGCAACUGCCCCGAGGGCACCUACCUCAACCACAAGGCCCAGUGCGUGCGUAAGGCCCAGUGCCCCUGCCUCCUGGACAGCAACAAGUACAUCCUGGCUGACCAGUCCGCCAUGGUCAACGGCGUCAUCUGCUACUGCAUCAACGGCAGGCUGAGCUGCCCGGGGCGCCCACAGAUGCUCCUGGCAACCUGCUCAGCCCCCAAGACCUUCCAGGCCUGUGGCGAGUCUUCAGAGAACACAUUUGGGGCAGCCUGUGCCCCUACAUGUCAGAUGCUGGCCACCGGCACCCCUUGCGUACCCACCAAGUGCGAGCCUGGCUGUGUCUGCGCCAAGGGGCUCUACGAGAACGCUGCCGGGCAGUGCGUACCCCCCGAGGAAUGUCCAUGCGAGUUUGCGGGGGUCUCCUACCCCCGGGGCGCCGAGCUCCACACCGACUGUAAGACAUGCACCUGCUCCAGAGGGAAAUGGGCGUGCUGGCAGAGUGCCCGCUGCUCAUCCACCUGCACCCUCUACGGGGAGGGCCACGUGGUCACCUUCGAUGGUCAGCGCUUCACGUUCGACGGCAGCUGUGGGUACAUCCUGACCACGGAUGGCUGCGGAGCCAACAACUCGCAGCCCACCUUCAAGGUCCUGACGGAGAACGUUGUGUGUGGGAAGUCGGGCGUCACCUGCUCCCGGGCCAUCAAGAUCUUCCUGGGGGGCCUGUCCAUCGUGCUGGCGGACAGGAACUACACGGUCCGCGGGGAGGACCCCCAUGUGCGUCUGCGGGUCAACACCGGGUCCCUGAACCUGGUGCUGGACAUCGCCAUCGGCAACAGGUACAACAUGACCCUCGUCUGGAACAAGCACAUGACUGUCUUCAUCAGGAUUACGCGUACCACCCAGGAUGCGCUGUGUGGCUUGUGUGGCAACUACAAUGGGAACAUGAAGGACGACUUUGAGACACGCAGCAACUACGUGGCAUCCAGUGAGCUAGAAUUUGUGAACUCGUGGAAGGACAGCCCGCUGUGCGGGGACACCAGCCUCGCACUGGACCCCUGCAGCCUCAACACAUUCCGCCGCAGCUGGGCAGAGCGCAAGUGCAGCAUCAUCAACAGCCCCACCUUCACCGCCUGCCACAGCCAGGUGUACCGCCUGCCCUACUACGAGGCCUGUGUGCAAGACACGUGUGGCUGUGACACUGGCGGGGACUGUGAGUGCCUGUGUGAUGCGGUGGCCGCCUAUGCCAAGGCCUGCCUGGACAAGGGCGUGUGCGUGGACUGGAGGACCCCGGACUUCUGCCCUGUCUACUGUGACUUCUACAAUACCCACGCUCAGGGGGACGGCACACACCAAUAUGGCCAGGAGGCCAACUGCAGGUGGCACUACCAGCCGUGCCUCUGCCCCAAGCACCCGCAGAGCUUCCCAGACACCAACACCGAAGGCUGCUACAACUGCUCCCAGCACGAGUAUUUCGACCCCAGCACGGGGACCUGCGUUCCUUGCGUGUCACCGCCCACCACGCCGAGGCCCACCACAGCUAUUUCCACCACGGCCCCUACGACAGGUCCCCCCACGGGGACUGCCGUCCGGAUGACCACUGCCUUGCCCACCCCACCACGCCCCGACACCACCCUCUCCACGAACGCUGCCCCCUCUACCACGUCCUCGCCACCUCCCACGGGAACUCUGACCUCCAUGACACACACCGCCAUGGCCACGGCCACCAGCAGCGAGCGACAGACGCCGCUCACCUCUCACUCUGCGUCCACGCCACCUGUCUCCAUCACCGCCCAUACGACAGGUCCCCCUACGGGGACUUCCUUCCGGACUACCACUGCCUUGCCCACCCCAUCGCACCCCGACACCACCCUCUCCACGCACGUUGCCCCCUCCACCACGUCCUCCGUGACUCCAACUACCCACAGCUUCAUCACCCCAACACACCCAGAGACCCCUUCCUCCCCCUCCACUUCCAGGCACAUGACCCCACCACUCACUCGGACCACGCACACCCCUAGCUCACUCAGCACAACCAAAACUUCCACCUCCAAGGAACCUUACUCUUCUGUACCCAUCCACCACGAAACCUCAACCACUCCCAAAUCCUCUGUCUCCCAACAGCCACCUCCCACGGGAACUCAGACCUCCGUGACGCACACCACCACGGCCACCAUCAGCGAGCGUCAGACGCCGCUCACCUCUCGCUCCACGCCCACGGCACCUGUCUCCACCACCGCCCAUAUGACAGGUCCCCCCACGGGGACUUCCUCCCGGACAACCACUGUCCUGCCCACCCCAUCGCCAUUCGACACCACCCUCUCCACGCACGUUGCCUCCUCUACCACAUCUUCCGCGACUCCCACUACCCACCGCGUCAUCAACCCAACACACCUAGAGACCCCUUCCUCCCCCUCCACUGUCAAGCCCAUGACCCCGCCACUCACUCGGACCACGCACAUCCCCAAUUCCCUCAGGACAACCAAAACCUCCACCUCCACAGAAUCUUACCCUUCUGUACCCAUCCACCACGAAACCUCAACCACUCCCAAAUCCUCUGUCUCCCACCAGCCACCUCCCACGGGGACCCUGACCUCCAUGACACACACCACCACAGCCACGGCCACGGCCACCAACAGCGAGCAACAGACGCCGCUCACCUCUCGCUCUGCGCCCACGCCACGUCUCUCCACCACGGCCCAUACGACAGUUCCCCCUAUGAUGACUUCCUUCCGGACUACCACUGCCGUGCCCACCCCAUCGCCACUUGACACCACCCUCUCCAUGCACGUUGCCCCCUCUACCACAUCCUCCGUGACUCCCACUACCCACCGCGUCAUCACCCCAACACACCCAGAGACCCCUUCCUCCCCCUCCACUGCCAAGGCCACGACCCCGCCACUCACUCGGACCACGCACACCCCUAGCUCGCUCAGCACAACCAAAACCUCCACCUCCAAGGAAUCUUACUCUUCUGUACCCAUCCACCACGAAAUCUCAACCACUCCCAAAUCCUCUGUCUCCCCACAGCCACCUCCCACGGGAACUCUGACCUCCAUGACACACACCGCCACAGCCACGGCCACCAGCAGCGAGCGACAGACGCCGCUCACCUCUCACUCUGUGCCCACGCCACCUGUCUCCACCACCGCCCAUACGACAGUUCCCCCCACGGGGACACCCUUCCGGACUACCACCACCUUGCCCACUCCAUCGCGCCCAGACACCACCCUCUCCACGCAUGUUGUCCCCUCUACCACGUCCUCCGUGACUCCCAGUACCCGUGUCAUCACCCCAACACACCCGGAGACCCCUCUUUCCCCCUCCACUGCCAGGCACACGGGCCUCUUCUCUCCGCCUCCACAGGUCACAAGCUCAAGUUCUGGCAUUCACACCCUGACCUCCCUUGGCUUCCCAAGCACCUCCACCUCCACCUUGUCCUCAGCCUCUUCUCUGCCCACCCACAACUUUCCUCCCUCUAAUUUGCCCACCAAGCCUCCUCUUCCUGGGACUCCUGUCUCCCUGGCCAGCACCAGCAUUCUUCCUUCUUUGCCCAGGACCACACCCAGCACUCCCGUGUCCCACACUCUCUCUUCCCACUCUACCCCCUCACAGUCUACGACUCUCACCACCCGAAACCCUACAUCCAGUCUCUUUUCCUCCACUGUGGGGGUGACAGCCAUUCUGACUUCUCCAGUUACUAACCUCACCACUGGACAAUCUAUUACCACUGGAGUGUCAACCACCAUGAUCCUGGCCAGCUCGACCUCUGUCCAUGGAAGCUCAUCCCUUCAUGCCACAGGGUCCUUGUCUACUGGGGCACCAUCCGUCUCCUCUCUGGUGACACCUUCGUCCAGCUCUCCAGGGGUCUGCGACGUGAAGGAGCUUGAGGAGGAGGUCACAUACCGAGGGUGCACUGCCAAUGUGACAGUAACCCACUGUGAGGGCUUCUGUGCCUCCUCGGCCAGCCUCAACAUCCACACGAAUCAGGUGGACACCCACUGCAGCUGCUGCCACCCCCUCGGCUCCUACCAGAAGCAGUUUGUGCUGCCCUGCUCAGACCCCGAAGCGCAGGGCCAGCAGCUGGUGCUCACGCUACAGAUGUUCAGCAGCUGUGCAUGCAGCCCACAGCGCUGUGGGGACUAG
Callorhinus ursinus (northern fur seal) is the source of this 7383-nucleotide messenger RNA. The record is from RefSeq and is a predicted model, not a curated record. NCBI's taxonomy places the organism in Eukaryota, Metazoa, Chordata, Mammalia, Carnivora, Otariidae.